Messenger RNA from Colletotrichum karsti, 2763 nucleotides. RefSeq names its product serine endopeptidase. The coding region runs from base 1 to 2763 and encodes 920 amino acids. Gene Ontology annotation, molecular function: tripeptidyl-peptidase activity; serine-type endopeptidase activity. The transcript has 6 exons. Gene Ontology annotation, biological process: proteolysis. Gene Ontology annotation, cellular component: membrane; cell wall; cytosol. NCBI's taxonomy places the organism in Eukaryota, Fungi, Ascomycota, Sordariomycetes, Glomerellales, Glomerellaceae. The record is from RefSeq and is a predicted model, not a curated record.
AUGCAACUCACUCGUUUCCUCCUCGCGGUCUCCGGCGUGACCGGGGCCGUUGCCCUCCGUGAUCAUCCCCUGAUGCGCCGGGCGGACGACAAUGCACCGGAGACCGCCGCGAACAAGACGGCGGUUGAGCCGAAGCGCUUCAUCGUCGAAUUCAACGAGGGAACCGAUGCCUCUGCUAUUGCCGAGGAGAUCGCCAAUCAGCGCGGUGCCAAGGUGGUCCGGGUAUUCAAGAGCGACAUCUUCUCUGGCGCGGCUGUUGAGACCGAUGUCGAAAACAUCGACUCGCUCCAAGCGCUCGAGCCUAUUAAGCAAGCCUGGCAGGGACGAAAGUAUAAGCUUGCGCCGAGCACGCCUCUGGCUUCGUUCAGUGAAAACGCGACGGCUAUUGACUACGACAUCCACCACAUGACCGGCGUCGACAAGCUGCAUGCUGCUGGUGUUUUGGGCAAAGGCGCCAAGGUUGCAGUCGUCGAUACCGGCAUUUGGUACACCCAUGAGGCUCUUGGUGGUGGCUUCGGCGAUGGCUUCAAGGUUGCGGGAGGGUAUGACUUUGUCGGUGAUGGAUCGUGGCCGAAUGAGGGUGAGGUCAAGAAUCCAGACGCCGAUCCGUUGGACCAGCAAGGCCACGGAACCCACGUCGCUGGUAUCAUAGCCGGCAACAGCAGCAUUAUCACCGGAGUUGCUCCCGAAGCCACGCUGUAUGCGUACAAGGUCUUUGGGUCCGUCGACGGCACCGAUGAGGACACCCUCAUCGAGGCUUUCCUCGCGGCGUAUGAUGCUGGUGUCGACAUCAUAACUUCGUCAAUCGGUGGUAUUUCUGGAUUUCCAGAUGGAGCUUGGGCUGUUUUGAGCAGUCGACUGGUUGAUCAGGGUGUCGUUGUCACAAUUUCUGCGGGCAACGACGGUCAGGCGGGUUCCUUUGCUGCCAGCAGCGGUUCGUCCGGUGAACACGUUGUUGCUGUGGCGUCUGUCGAGGCCGACGUGCUCGCGUCAUCAUCGUUCAGGGGCGUGCUCAACUUGGAUGGGCAGUCUAACGAGACUCGUGUGGCGUACAGAGCCAUCGAGGACUGGUACCCGUCUGAGGUCCAGGAUUGGCCCAUCGUCCCCCUCAGCCUCAACACGAGCACGGCUGACGAGGCUUGCAAUCCUUUGCCCGCUGGCACUCCGGAUCUGACCGGCGUUGUUGCUCUUGUCCGCCGUGGAGGCUGCAAUUUUGAUCAGAAGCAGCGCAACCUUGCCCCGUUCAAUGCCUCUCAUAUCCUUUUUUACAGCAAUGAGAUGCCAUUGGUGAGACCCACCACUGAAGAUACCAGCAGUCGCAUUGCCAUGAUCGAGGCUGGUGUAGGAGCGGCCAUCAUCGGAACCAUCAGAGCCGGCGGAAACGUUACUGCCGACUUCACCGAGAGGCCCAUCUUCCAUAUCGUCGGGGUCAAGAACGAGGAGAACGGCGGCGUUGCCAGCCAGUUCACAUCCAUCGGUGCCACCAAUGACCUCUUCAUCAAGUCCGACGUCGCGGCUCCGGGUGGUCAGAUCCUAAGCUCUUACAUUGGCGGCGGCUACUCGAUUCUCAGCGGAACAUCAAUGUCGUGUCCAUAUGUUGCAGGAAUCGCCGCCCUGUACGUCAGCAAAUUCGGCGGUCGAAGCACUCAUGGGCCUGAGUGGGCUAAGAGUCUUGCCAUGCGACUCAUCGCAUCCGGCGAGGCCAUUAAGUGGGACGACGGCCAGCUCGAGAACAAUGAGUAUCCGUUCCUUGCACCUGUUGCCCAAGUUGGUACUGGCCUCAUCAACGCCAGCAAGGUUCUGGAGUACGAGACCACCUUGUCCUUCGCCAAGUUCGCACUUAACGACACGCACCACUUUAGCCGGUACCACACCGUCGACAUCACCAACUCGGGCUCCGAGCCGGUAACGUACACCUUCGAGCAGCAGGAGUUUGGCGGCAUGAACACCGUCAACCUGGACCCCAAUGUCUGGGGAACACCCAAGAUUGCGUGGUUCGAGGAAGUCAUGGUCGCGCCACAGAAGAUGACUGCUCAGAUUUCGUUCCCAGGUGCUGUUACUGUCCAGCCGGGCGAGACCAAAACGGCCCAGUUCAACUUCAAAUAUCCCGAGAACCAGGACCUUGACCCAGCCAAGCUGCCUUUGUACAGCGGCAAGGUCCUAAUCAAGGGUAGCAACGGCGAGACUCUCGGUGUACCGUACCUGGGCCUGGCUGCCGACCUCCACAAGGACGUUGGCAUCAUGUUCCAGUACCCGGUCGGCUGGCCGAAGAUUACGUCCACCCGCAGUGACAUUCCCAUCGCCGAGAAGUCGAACUUCACAUUCAACCUUGAUCCCCAGAUUCAGGAUUUCCCCAACCUCUAUGCGCGCAUUCAGUACGCGACGCGUGAGCUGCGCUGGGACAUAUUCGAGGAGUCAUGGACGGAGCGAGACUGGAAGUAUCCCCCGGUUGUUGGCGAGGCGGGGUUCAUCGGGGCAGCCACGAGCUGGUCCAAGGCGUCUGGCAAGACCUUCAUUGACUCUAGUGUUGAUGAUCCCAAGGACGUCAUCUCACUGCCCAUGCGUGAUGUGCCGAGAGAUAUCGUGGGCUUGUAUGGCGUCGAGCUCUGGUGGUUGGGACAGCUGGCGAACGGCACCCAGAUUGCCCCAGGAAAGUACAAGAUGCGGUUUGCGGCUCUUUUCCCCUUUGGCAACCCUGAGGCUUCGGAUAAUUGGGAUGUUUUCGAGACGCCCGCUUUCGAGGUUCUGCCUUUGGAGGGUUGA